Magallana angulata is the source of this 1871-nucleotide messenger RNA. RefSeq names its product vesicular inhibitory amino acid transporter-like. Gene Ontology annotation, biological process: amino acid transmembrane transport. The transcript has a single exon. NCBI's taxonomy places the organism in Eukaryota, Metazoa, Mollusca, Bivalvia, Ostreida, Ostreidae. Bases 479 to 1687 code for a protein of 402 amino acids. Gene Ontology annotation, cellular component: vacuolar membrane. Gene Ontology annotation, molecular function: amino acid transmembrane transporter activity. The record is from RefSeq and is a predicted model, not a curated record.
ACAAAGUGAAUGGUUUAUUUCACUGGGAGGGUAAGUAUGAGCAGUUUGAGAACGAGAAAUAUGUGGACUCCCACCAAACGCAAAGUAAUGUUGAUGAUGGUAAAAUCACGGUGUGGCAAGCAGGAUGGAAUAUUACAAACGCUAUUCAGGUAAAUUCAAACUUCGUUGCUUUGGAAUAAAUACUUUUUAGGACCGAUUUCUGAGAACAAAUAUUUGUGAGCAACGCGAAAAACUCGCAAAUCACAUACAUUUUUUUCUCUUGCAAAUUCAUAAGAUGUCAGAAAUGCUAACUGGAUGUUUCGAAUGCAUUUUCUAUAAAAUUCUAAACGCAAAAAGAUGUUGGAGUAAAUAUGAAAUAUUCUGAUAUACAUGUAAGACAUGGUUUCUUUGACAUUUUUUUCUUUUUUUUUUUAAGAGAAAAAAAUAUCGUAAGCUUAAGGAAAUAUACACUGUAAGGUCUCAAUAUUCUUUUCAGGGGAUGUUUCUGGUGAGUUUUCCAUACGCUCUUGUACAAGGAGGGUACUGGACACUACUAGUCAUCAGCGUUACCGCCGCUAUCUGCGCCCAUACCAGUCAAAUCAUCGUGGAAUGCCUGUAUGAAGAAGAUGCAAGUGGGCAGAAGGUUCGAGUCCGGAAUAGUUACGUUGAUAUUGCAAAUCGGGUCUGGGGCCUAAGAAUUGGGAAAGUUUUGCUGACCACUGCACAGAUAAUAGAACUAUCCUUCACUUGUAUCCUCUACAUUCUUGUAAGUGGAGAGCUUCUGUAUGGUUGUUUUCGGUCACGUGAUGUUAGCCUUGCCGCUUGGACCGUCAUAUGCACCAUACCACUUUUACCGUGUGCGUUCCUACAGAGUAUUCGACGAGUGUCUAGUUUAAGCUUUUGGUGUACAAUGGCACAUGUCGUAAUAAAUGCCGUAAUCAUAGUAUAUUGCUUCACCAAAGUUUCAGACUGGCACUGGGAUCAAAUGCCGGUGGAAAUUAACAUCUUCGAGUUUCCCGUGUCUCUUGGGAUCGUCGUAUUCAGUUACACAUCGCAGAUAUUUGCGCCAACACUGGAAGGUAAAAUGCGUAAUCCGGGGAGGUUUUCUCGCAUGACAUUUUGUACGCACAUCUGUGCUGCCGUAUUUAAGAGCGUGUUCGCUUAUGUUUGCUUUCUUACUUGGGGCAAAGAAACAAAAGAGGUUAUCACCAACAACUUGACCAUUCCAAGUCUCAAAACUUCUGUGGACUUGGUAUUGGUUGUAAAGGCCCUCCUUUCAUACCCGCUUCCUUACUUUGCUACACUGGAAAUCAUCGAACAAGAAUUCUUCACCUUGUUUAAUAACUCGUGUUGCACUCCAUGCUUUGAUGAUAAAAACAAGUUAAACACAUGGGCUGCUGCAAUGAGGAUUGCUUUCGUUGUCGCCACAAUGUUGCUCGCUGUGUUUCUUCCGCACUUUUCUAUACUGAUGGGCUUGGUAGGGAGUUUUACUGGAACCAUGCUUUCUUUAGUCUGGCCCUGUCAUUUCUACCUGCAGAUCCACGGUCAGAGACUGUCUUGGCAUAAGAAGUUUGUUAACUGGAUCAUCAUCGUCCUGGGACUCGCCGUUUGUUGCAUUGGAGUGUUUUAUUCCGGACUUGCUCUCCACCAUGCCGUACAUGGUCAAGGUGUUGCCAUGUCAAUGACCUUUAACCUCACACAGUUUUAGGAGUGCUCAUAAGAUAAGGAUUGUUGUAGUUCAUGUUGUAUGGUAAUGGCUUUUUCACCACUGCAUUUUUUAUAUUCAAUGUAAAGUGGUCAUAAAACGGCACGGCCAAUCCAAUAUAUAAUUUAUUCGUACAUCAAAGCGGGACAAUAUAUAUGAAAGACUUGUUUUAGAACUAUGCUGGAAA